Messenger RNA from Clupea harengus (Atlantic herring), 1803 nucleotides. RefSeq names its product cyclin D3 (gene ccnd3). Lineage: Eukaryota; Metazoa; Chordata; Actinopteri; Clupeiformes; Clupeidae. The record is from RefSeq and is a predicted model, not a curated record.
CUCGGGUAGAAGUUGAAGCGCACGAGGACGACACAAAUUCUAGCGGGCCAGAGGUGGUCGCGUUCAGUUUUGCUUCAUUCGCGUAAAUAAAGACGGUGGUGAAAGAACAGAAGGCGACAAAACAAACUGUACAAAAAAAAACGUCAAAGUCAAUUUUUCUUCGUUAAUACGUCAACAACGGAAAUCUGUGUAGGUUGCUCAAAGGUUAGUCAGCGUGUCUGUUAGCUAGUGAUUAGCGCGCAAUAGGUUCGGUCAGGAAACCUUGCUAUACAAGGAGUUGACAUUACUGAUUUAAAUUAGCAUUUGCUUCGUUGGUUUAGGAGUGAACAUUCAACUCUCGUAUGGAGCUAAUGUGCUACGAAAAUGGAGGAUUUGAUACGACCUCUGCCAGUGAAUCAGAUCCCAACAACCCUAACAUAAGGGCCUGCUGCGAUCCAGUUUUGACCAGAGAUAACCGAAUUUGGAAGAAUCUUAUCAUCUUAGAAAAGAUCAGUCAGACAUCAGAUUCUUUCUUCGGCUCUGUACAAACGGACAUCCAACCUUAUAUGCGACGAAUAUUAGCAGUGUGGAUGUUACAGGUUUGUGAAGAACAGAAAUGUGAAGAGGAGGUAUUCCCGCUGGCAAUUAACUAUCUGGACCGCUAUCUGAUGCAAUAUCCCAUUGAAAGAGGCAGCCUACAGCUCCUCGGAACCGUCUGUAUGUUUGUGGCUUCUAAACUGAGAGAAACUGUUCCACUCAGUGCGUCCAAGCUCUGCAUCUACACUGAUAAUGCUGUGUCAGUACCUCAACUCCUGCACUGGGAGAUGAUUUUGGUAUCCAGACUGGACUGGAACCUUGCCGUAGUUUUGCCCUCAGACUUUCUGGAGCCUAUUCUGGCAAGCCUACCCAUAAUUCCGCAUGAUCUCCAUGCUCUACGCAAGCAUACUCACUCUUACAUUGCUCUCGCUGCAACAGAGUUGAGGUUUUCGGUCUUCUUGCCCUCCGUCAUUGCUUGCUCCUGUGUCGCAGCUGCCAUUCGGAGAUUGAAGCUCUUGAGUGGCGGCCUGUCCUGUGACACUCUCCUGCAGCUGCUGGCCAACACCUUAGACACAGACCUGAAUGCACUCUGCAGCUCUUUUAAUCAGCUAGAAGAUGUUUUGGACCUCAGUUUGCCCUCCACGUCUUCAGGGAAGUCUCGGUCCGACUCCCCUAACUCAGAGGUCAGCUGCACGCCCACAGACAUCCAGGAUGUCAAGCUGUCUCCACUGGGUUAGAUCUUAAAUGUCGAUCACGGAGAGUUUUGUCAUUGCAUCUUUGGGUCACAUAUGCACCUGAAGCGACACUAUGCUUGUCAGCUGCAAUAAGUAGAGUUGCACACAGCGGAGAGACUGCUUACUAUGAGAUAUUUAUGAAAAACAAUAGGAAUGUAAAGAAAAAGGAGGAAAAAAAUAUAUAAUAGUGACAUGGAGAAACUGCGUUUAAUUAAUUUCCUGUUCUAUUAAAUCGUUUAAAUUGAGUUUGUGAUUUUGGUUUUGAUUUGGUUUAAUAUAGUUCUACCUACAGGUUUUAUUUUUACUGUGUGUGACAGUUCAGUACAUUGUAGCUUCACAUUAGACAGCUGGUCCUUAUUUGCUGCACAUUAGAUAACGUGUAUGAGAGGUGUCCCAGGGAACAUGUUCUCUGCAGAAGAUGAUCUUUGCUGAAGCAAAUAUUUGUAUUGUGGUUCAGCCUGUGCUGCAGGUAAACAUUUGAUCUUUCAAAAUGAACAUUAAUUCUUUCUGAAAUGCUGCUUUUCAAUGUUUGGUCUGUCAUGAUAUAUAUGUA